Molecule: messenger RNA, 645 nt
Organism: Beta vulgaris subsp. vulgaris (sugar beet)
Lineage: Eukaryota; Viridiplantae; Streptophyta; Magnoliopsida; Caryophyllales; Amaranthaceae
Exons: 2
Coding region: 1-645 (214 amino acids)
Biological process (GO): proteolysis
Molecular function (GO): nucleic acid binding; zinc ion binding; aspartic-type endopeptidase activity
Source: RefSeq, a predicted model, not a curated record
AUGGUCAGAAACAAGUUCCUCGUUAACACGUGUAAUAAGUUGGGCCAUCUAGCAAGAGAAUAUCGACGGGGAAGCGAUCAAUGUUACCGUUGUGGUAGGCCAGGCCAUGUAUUUAAGAAUUGCCCUCUUGGUGAUCGUGGAGUUGAAAAUGUCACCAACCGUGUCCCAGUGAGAGAUCAAAGGGUUAUGCAGAAUUCUGGUUAUGGUGGCAACACAAGCAACAACAACAGCAGAAACCCUCCCAGAGGACCUCCUCAAGCUGGAAGAGUGUUCAUGAUGCAAAGAGAGGAAGCUGAGGCUGAUGACACCGUCAUUACCGGUACCUUUCCUGUUAACUCUAUACCGGCUUAUGUUUUAUUUGACUCUGGAGCUUCUCAUUCAUUUAUAUCUACGUCAUUUGCUAAGAGUUUAAAAGCUAAAUCAUGUCCUGAUUUCUCAUCCAUGUCUGUCACCCUUCCAAAUGGUGAAUCUGUUCCAUACAUCCCAAUAGUCUGUGAGUAUCCCGAUGUGUUCCCAGAAGAGGUACCUGGCAUGCCUCCGCAAAGGGAAAUAGACUUCAACAUUGAUCUUAUUCCAGGAUCUGCUCCCAUCUCAAAAGCACCUUACCGUAUGGGACUAGCAGAAUUGCAAGAAUUGAAGAAGUAG